GAAAUGUCAUUAAAGUGUCAAAAAUUGAUUUGUUUUGACGAUUUGUGAAAUUAAUUUCCAAAAAUUUUUAUUAAAAAUCCAAUUUUUCUGGAUUUUUUAAGUGAAUUAUUUUAAAACCAGUUCAAAUUCUUUACAUUUAUCAUCGGGGCAGUAAUAAAUUUUAAUUAAUUCAGGAUGCCCAAAUACUAUUGUGACUAUUGCGAUACCUACCUCACGCACGAUUCCCCGAGUGUCCGAAAAACGCACUGCACCGGGCGCAAACACAAGGAUAACGUAAAAUUUUACUACCAAAAGUGGAUGGAGGAGCAAGCACAGCAUUUAAUUGAUGCGACCACGGCUGCCUUCAAAGCUGGCAAAAUUGCUCAGAAUCCGUUCUCGGCAGUUCCGCCUCCCGUUGCCGGAAAAGUUACAAUUCCACCGCCAAAUAUGGCAGGCCCGCCGCCACGUGUGCCAAUGGCUGGUUUGCCGCCACCGGGAAUGCUCACGAUGCCACCUCCAAACAUGGCUGGCAUGAGACCCAUGAUGCCGAUGAAUAUGCGACCGGGAAUGGGACCGCCGCCAGGCAUGAAUUAAUUUUAAGAGAGUUUAUAAGAAGAUUUUUUAUUCGAUUAUUUCAUUUUGAGAUAAAUAUGAUGAUAGGAAAGUUUUGUUUUUUUUUUC
Molecule: messenger RNA, 660 nt
Organism: Culicoides brevitarsis
Lineage: Eukaryota; Metazoa; Arthropoda; Insecta; Diptera; Ceratopogonidae
Gene: snRNP-U1-C
Product: U1 small nuclear ribonucleoprotein C
Exons: 2
Coding region: 175-573 (132 amino acids)
Biological process (GO): mRNA 5'-splice site recognition; spliceosomal snRNP assembly; mRNA splicing, via spliceosome
Cellular component (GO): nucleus; U1 snRNP
Molecular function (GO): pre-mRNA 5'-splice site binding; zinc ion binding
Source: RefSeq, a predicted model, not a curated record